UUAUUAUCAGGAAGUGCGUUUGGAGCAACGUGAAUGUCAUAUGUAACAUUCAGGAGCGUGUUUUGCAUGUAUAGAUUUGAGUUUUGUUUAUCGUUUUGUUAUAAAAACAGUCAUUUUUAUUUACACCCUUACAUGUUACUCGCAUACUUAUUAAAUGACAUGAAUAACAAGAGCCGCAUUUAAAAUCUAAAGAAGAAGAAGCGCAAACUCCUCCCAGUCGCUUCUUCUCUGCAAUGAUGGCAGCUACUGUAACGUUACUGGGGAGAUCACUGGUCACAUCACGCCUCUGUGCUUGUGUCAUAGUGAGUAAGCGGCUUUACUGCAGCUCAGGAAAGAGAAUUAGGGUACAUGAUGCCCUCAACAGCCUAGAGGCAGGCUCAGCCAUCAGAAUACAGGGUUGGGUUCGCUCUGUCCGAUCACAGAAGCACAAUCUCUUUCUGCACCUGAGUGAUGGAAGUUCUUUGCAACCUCUGCAAGUAGUAGCCAACUCAGACCUCAACACCAGAGACAUCACCUUUGGCUGUGCUGUCGAUAUUACUGGAAGCUUGGAAAAGAGUCCUAGCAAAAAACAGAGUGUGGAAUUACAAGCCAGUCACAUUGAAGUGGUUGGAGAAUGUAAUCCUGUGGACUUUCCAUUUAAGAUUAAGGGCCACCAUUCCCUGGAGUACAUCAGACAGUUUCCUCACCUGAGAUGCCGAACGAAUGCCUUCAGUUCAUUGCUCAGAAUUCGCAGCCAAGCCACUGCUGCCAUUGACUCUUAUUUCAGGGAUAACAACUUUGUACAAAUUCACACGCCGGUGAUUACGUCAAAUGAUUGUGAAGGAGCAGGAGAACUCUUUCAGGUGGAACCUGCAGGUAAGGAAGGUAACGAAUGGAACUCGGAUAAAGAAAAUCCUCAUUUUUUCUCCGUGCCUGCAUACCUAACUGUCUCAGGACAGCUGCAUCUGGAAGUGAUGGCAGGGGCUUUUCCUGCUGUUUACACAUUUGGCCCAACAUUUCGAGCAGAGAAUUCCCAGACAAGGAGACACUUGGCUGAGUUUUACAUGGUGGAGGCAGAAAUCGCUUUCACUGAGUCACUGAAGGACCUCAUGAAGGUUAUGGAGGGUCUGUUCAAGACAACCACAGAGAAUCUGCUCUCUCACUGUGCAGAGGAUGUGGAAUUAUUUCACAAAUACGUCUCACCAGGAUAUAUGGAACAAGUGGACCUCAUGAUGAAAAGAAACUUUAAUGUCAUUUCCUAUACAGAGGCGAUUGACAUUCUAAACUGCAGUUCAGAGCAAUUUACCUUCAAGCCAGAGUGGGGCUGUGAUCUGCAGACAGAGCAUGAGAAGUACAUAGUGCAGCAUUGUGGGAAUGUCCCAGUCUUCGUGACGGAUUAUCCAUAUGAGCUAAAACCUUUCUAUGCCAGAGACAAUCAAGACCAGCCUCGGCACACAGCAGCUGCAGUAGAUCUCUUGGUGCCUGUUGUGGGGGAACUUUGUGGUGGAUCUCUCCGAGAGGAAAGACUAGAGCUUCUAAGGACUCGGCUAGCAAAGGCUGGAUUAGAUGACACAUAUGCAUGGUAUCUUCAGCUGAGAGAGUUCGGAUCAGUGCCUCAUGGUGGUUUUGGGAUGGGCUUCGAGAGGUACCUGCAGUGCGUUUUAGGAAUCGAUAACAUCAAGGACACUAUUCCGUUUGCAAGGUUUUCACACUCCUGUGUUCUAUGAAGCAGCUUGGUAUAAAAUUAUAAUAAACUGAUUUUAAGGACAGUGCAUUGUUUCAUAUGUUUUAGCAGCAUGACUGCUUUUGUAGAAGAUUCACGGAUCUUUAUUUGUCGCAUAUUACAUACAUGUAAUGUAGUGAAAUGUGUUUUCGUAUUUACUUAGAAUUAGAAUGGUAGUAACAAGCAAGCAACAGUAAAUUAUUCCAGACUACA
Molecule: messenger RNA, 1915 nt
Organism: Ictalurus furcatus (blue catfish)
Lineage: Eukaryota; Metazoa; Chordata; Actinopteri; Siluriformes; Ictaluridae
Gene: nars2
Product: asparaginyl-tRNA synthetase 2, mitochondrial
Exons: 14
Coding region: 234-1706 (490 amino acids)
Biological process (GO): asparaginyl-tRNA aminoacylation
Cellular component (GO): mitochondrion
Molecular function (GO): asparagine-tRNA ligase activity; ATP binding; nucleic acid binding
Source: RefSeq, a predicted model, not a curated record